This is a messenger RNA of Pomacea canaliculata, 1142 nucleotides long. RefSeq names its product caveolin-3-like. Gene Ontology annotation, molecular function: molecular adaptor activity. The coding region runs from base 235 to 624 and encodes 129 amino acids. Gene Ontology annotation, cellular component: caveola. Gene Ontology annotation, biological process: caveola assembly. The transcript has 2 exons. The record is from RefSeq and is a predicted model, not a curated record. Lineage: Eukaryota; Metazoa; Mollusca; Gastropoda; Architaenioglossa; Ampullariidae.
CAGGUCGUAGGACCGGCUGGUGGCUCGUAAAUUGGAUUGGACCCUUGGAUUGAAUGUGUGUGGUACUCUUCGUGCUCGUACUGAUCUCCAGUCUUGUCUCCAUGGAAUACAAACAGUCCCACCUAUCAACACUUAUAAAAAGAACUCCACUCAAGAGUCCACAUUCCCAUUUGUGUUUCCUGAACUACAGAGGUCAUCGAAGGGAGCGCUAAGCGAUCUCUGCAAAUCGUCAACAUGGGAGAAGUCAAUCUGGUCAACCGUGAUGAGAACGACAUCAACAAUCAUGUUAAGGUUUGUUUCGAAGAUGUCCUGGCUGAGCCCGAGGGAAGUCACUCCAUCGACUGCGUGUGGAAGCUGUCCUACUGCUGCUUCAACUGCAGCAAGGGAUGCUGCUACAACCUCCUGGCCAUCUUGUGCGGCAUUCCCAGCGCCCUCUGCUGGGGCUUCGAGUUCGCCAUCAUCGCCUUCUACCACAUCUGGUACCUGACCCCGUGUCUGCGGGCCUACAUGAUCAACUGCGGCAUGAUGCAGAAGUACUUCGGCACCUGCUUGCAGUGCUGCAUCGGUCCCAUCUGCGAGACCUGCGGCCUCUUCUUCAGUCAGAUCACCGUCAAGAACGUGUGACCAGGGGACUGAGAGAUGAACAACAUCCCCCAACCACGUGCUAGUGUCCCACCCCAGACCCCUGACCCACCACUCACGAUGCGGGGCUUUUAUACCAACAUCAUCUGUCGUCAGUGGCAAUGAAACUGUCUUUCUUCAUUGCGGAUUCGUUAAGACACGAACGGACUGUAGUCAGAGAAAUGGGGGAAAAUAAGUUCUACUAAUAUAAAUCGAUGAUAACUGUUCUGUUUGAAUAUCUUGUAGAAUCUCACCUGCCCGGUGAAAAGCUAGUAAAGACAUGCUUUACCCUUUAGGCACACCAUGGGUGCGAAAUUCAUUCAACAUUUCUAGUGUUGCUAUGUCAGUAUUAUUUAAAGAUCUCGUCCAAUACGUUUACUUUUUUAAAUGCAGGCAACGCCAAAAGUUUAUUUUUUUCGCCUUUACUAGUUUAUAUAUCUCUCUGAAAUGUGAUUUUUGAGCAUGGAAACACCUCAUCAUGUGAAUAAUCACGGGAAUAAAUUUUAUUUUUCCUGAAUAAC